Molecule: messenger RNA, 1884 nt
Organism: Cynara cardunculus var. scolymus (artichoke)
Lineage: Eukaryota; Viridiplantae; Streptophyta; Magnoliopsida; Asterales; Asteraceae
Product: auxin response factor 16-like
Exons: 3
Coding region: 1-1884 (627 amino acids)
Biological process (GO): response to hormone; regulation of DNA-templated transcription
Cellular component (GO): nucleus
Molecular function (GO): DNA binding; protein binding
Source: RefSeq, a predicted model, not a curated record
AUGAUUAAUGUGAUGAAUUAUGUGAAGAAACCCAUGAACGAUGUGGAAAAAGGCUUGGAUUCACAGUUAUGGCAUGCCUGUGCCGGUGGUAUGGUGCAAAUGCCGCCGGUAAACUCUAAGGUUUUGUAUUUUCCUCAAGGCCAUGCUGAGCACUCCGGCGUCAGAAACGUCGAUUUCGGAGAUUUCCGGCGAAUCCCACCUUACAUUCUGUGUCAGGUAUCCGUCGUGAAGUUCAUGGCAGAUUCCGACACAGAUGAAGUUUAUGCCAAGAUUGGGCUUCAACCCUUGAGUAAUCAGAGCGAUUGUGAUUUCGAUGAUGGUGAUAAUGAUGAGGGGUUUUUAGGGUUUGAUCAUAAGAGGAAUGAGAACAAAGAGAAACCGUCUUCUUUCGCCAAGACUUUGACUCAAUCCGAUGCCAACAAUGGUGGCGGAUUCUCCGUUCCGAGAUACUGUGCCGAGACUAUUUUUCCACGGUUGGAUUACGCGGCGGAGCCACCAGUUCAGACCAUCUUGGUGAAAGACGUUCACGGACAAAUAUGGAAGUUCCGGCAUAUCUACAGAGGGACUCCACGCCGGCAUCUUUUGACCACCGGCUGGAGCAAUUUCGUGAACCAUAAGAAGCUGGUGGCUGGUGAUUCCAUUGUGUUCUUGAGAGCCGAUAAUGGCGAUCUUUGUGUCGGAAUUAGGAGGGCAAAGAGGGGACUUGGUGGUGGGUUUCUUGAAAAUUCCACUGCUUCCUCCCUAUACGGCGGUGGGUUCGCCAGAUACCGACCAGAAAAAGAAAAUGUCAACGGAGAAAGAAAUCCAAGUGCUGAAUCAGCAAUCAAAGCUGCAAAUCUUGCAGCCAACGGACACCCAUUUGAGGUUGUUUACUACCCACGAGCAAGCACGCCGGAGUUCUGUGUCAAAGCUUCGACUGUAAAAGCUGCAAUGAGAAUCCAAUGGUGCCCUGGAAUGAGGUUUAAGAUGGCUUUCGAGACCGAAGAUUCUUCUCGAAUUAGCUGGUUCAUGGGUACCAUUUCUUUGGCUCAGGUUGAAGAUCAAAUUUCUUGGCCUAAUUCGCCAUGGAGGCUUCUUCAGGUAGCUUGGGACGAACCAGAGCUGCUACAAAACGUGAAGAGGGUUAACCCGUGGUCAGUCGAAUUGGUGUCGAGUAUGCCCGCGAUGCAUCUUUCGCCGUUUUCACCUCCGCGAAAGAAACUUCGGAUCCCUCAACCUCCCGAUUUCCCCCUCCUUAUGAUGUCACCUAGCAUUCAGGGAGCCAGGCAUAGUUCUCAUUUUGGAUUGGAUCAUAACCAUCAUCUCCGGUUCAACCAAAUUCACCCACCGUUCCUAUCCCGGUUCCCAAAUCACGACUCCCCGAGCCGAUUCCCGCUCCAGGAACAUGAUGAAAACGUCUCCUGCUUGUUGACCAUGGGAAACCAGAGUCCUAAAACGAGUUUGAAGAAGAAGGAUGUUGAAAAAGACAAGAAAAAACCGUUAUUCAUGUUGUUUGGACAACCGAUUCUGACAGAAGAGCAGCUAUCCGAGAGCUUCUCUGGUGAUACAACCGCGAACGUAUCCGAUGGUUCAGUGGUUCUUCAAAAUGGUUCGGUACGGAGCUCUUCCGAUGACGAUGGUACGUGGGUCGAGACGGGGCACUGUAAGGUUUUCAUGGAGUCAGAGGACGUGGGUCGGAGUCUCGACCUGACAGCCCUGCGGUCGUACGAAGAAUUGUACAGGGAGCUGGGUGGCAUGUUCGGUGUAGAGAAAUCGGAUCACUUGAUCUACCGGAACGCAGAGGGAGUUAUAAAACACAUGGGAGAUGAAGCUUUUAGCGAGUUCUCGAAGGCGGCCCGAAGGUUGACGAUUGUAAGGGGGGGGGUCAAGGGAGGUAGCAGAUAA